AUGCAACCGCAAGAUUCAAGCACUUCAUUUGGCACCUCGCAGGCUUUUAACUACGAUACGGGUGCCUAUCAGCAAUAUACGCAAGAACGUGCGCUGCAUGACCAAGCUCUACACAACUCUAUGAUUACGAGCGGCUCAUCAGCCUCCAAGUGUGUGACUUCAUCGGCUCCGCCCACGCAAACUAAAGAGCUCGUUGCUUCCACCAGUACACGACCCAAGAUUGAGGCCUUGUCCGCUGGCACGUCUCCUACCAGCGUUACCAAGGUGCAGGGCUCACUGUCCUCUUCUACAGCAGUUAAGAUGUCGUCUUCCCCUUGUCGCAAUGAGACGCUCAAGUCCAAUCGACUCUGUACCAUGCCUGGCUGUACCAAGCGCGUACGCUCUAAGGGUCUUUGUAAAGCUCAUGGCGGUGGCCGCCGCUGCAUGGUUGACGGCUGUGAACGCAGCAGCCAGGGUCAGGGUCUCUGUAUCCGCCACGGCGGUGGCAAGCGCUGCACACAGGCUGGCUGUACGAAGGCGUCCCAGUCUAACGGACUAUGCAAGGCGCAUGGCGGUGGCCUGCGCUGUCAGAGUCCUGGCUGUACAAAGAGCAGUCAAGGUGGAGGUUUUUGUCGUGCGCACGGCGGUGGUCAGCGCUGUGAAAAAGAAGGAUGUAAUAAAGGUGCUCAACGUGGCGGCUUUUGUGCUGGUCAUGGCGGCAGUCGUUUCUGCCAGCAUCCAGACUGUACUAAGAACGACCGCGGAGGAGGUUUCUGCGCCGAACAUGGCGGAGGCAAGCGCUGUGAUCAUGCUGGAUGCAACAAACCUGCGCGGAAGAAAGGCAAGUGCUCGUACCAUGCGAAUGCUGCAAAGGGCAAAUUGCCGAAGGAUCAGCUAGCUACGGCUGGAGUGGGUGGGGCUUCCUUGCCACAGCACAUGAUGGACAUGCGACAGAUCACGACGCCGACGUUUGCGAUGGGUGUGAAGGAUUUGCAUGAUGCGCACGUAGUUGGCCAGGCUGACGCGCAGCGUGCCGCUUAUGUACAGCAGCAGCGUCUUGAAAUGGAUAUGCGCUACAAGGGCUACGACGGUGCCAAUGCCGGUCAGUACUUGCAGAUCCAUGCCGACCAGAGGUCCUACGAACCCAUUAGCCUGCAGGCUGGCGGCGCCGGUCGUCACUACAUGUCUGGAGACAACAGCGCGCUGCCGCCUGUGUCUGGCAGCAUGUACAAGCCCUCUGCCGGGAUGGACCGUCAAGCAUACGCACCGCGCGGUGUGCAGGAGCAAGUGAAGAACCCGUACUCGCAGCACUGGGCGACAAAGCCACAAAUGCCGCAACAUCAUUCGGACGCGAGGGUUGAUUAUUUUGAUGUGAAGGAGCAGCAACAACAGCCACAGCAACCUGGCCAUCACCACGUGUACUCUGCACCGUCAUCACAGUACCACCACCACCUUAGCGCAGCAGACUCAGCCGCCGCUGCUGCAGCUUAUGGUCAGCAACAUCAGCACCCGCGCGCAUACUACAGCCAGCAGCCACCAGCAGCCGCUAGCAGCUCUGGUGACCAGUCAGCCUCCCAGCAACAGAAUAUGAUGUAUUAUUCAGCGAAUGGAUACUCGCAGCAUCGGAUGCACAGCAUGCAGCAGCAACAGCAGAUGCAGAUGUUAUGA
Messenger RNA from Peronospora belbahrii, 1647 nucleotides. The record is from the annotation of a GenBank genome assembly. NCBI's taxonomy places the organism in Eukaryota, Oomycota, Peronosporomycetes, Peronosporales, Peronosporaceae.